Rubroshorea leprosula is the source of this 1038-nucleotide messenger RNA. The record is from the annotation of a GenBank genome assembly. NCBI's taxonomy places the organism in Eukaryota, Viridiplantae, Streptophyta, Magnoliopsida, Malvales, Dipterocarpaceae.
AGAGCAUCCAAGAAAAAACAUACAUAAUCCACCAACCAUUUCCUCUCUCAUUUUUCCUUCUUAGUUUUCAUCAUCAUCCACAUCUGAAGGAUUAGAAAAAGAAGAAAGAUGUCAAGGGUUCAUCCUGCCGAUCAGAGCAAUUUCCAGGAUAAUUUGUUGGUGAAAGAAAUCAAGGUAGAAGGUCCACCAUGUACUCUCACGGUGUGGAAGAGAUCCAGCAUGAGCUUCCAGGGUACAGAUGGUUUCACCGUUUUUGAUCAUCAUGGAAGAUUGGUAUUCAGAGUUGAUAACUACUCCCGGAAAUACCCUUGCGGUCUGGCCGGAGGGCUCGUCCUCAUGAAUGGCGCUGGAAAUGCUUUGUUAACUUUGAAACCUCAGAUAAUGAGUAUGCAAUAUCAGUGGAAUGCAUACAGAGGAGAUCAAGAGAUGAGGAGAAGAAAAUGUAAGAAGUCCAAAGUGUUCUCAAUGAGAACCCCAUCGCUACUCUUCCAGAGACAACGGAAAGACCAGGCAGAGGUAUUUCUUCCAGGGCUGAGUAAAAAGGGUCAGGUACCGGACUUCAGGAUCCAGGGUUCCUUCAGGUCCCGGAACUGCCUUAUCAGGACGGCUACCGGAGAAGUGGCGGCCAAAAUUACUAGGAAAAGAGUAAACUCCACUGUUUUGCUGAGCGACGACGUAUUCAGCCUGGUGGUACAACCUGGAUUCGAUAUGGAGCUUAUUAUGGCUUUUGUUGUUGUUUUGGAUCGCAUCUGUGCCAACCCAUUUACCCCAAUUUUGUGUUCCUAAGAUUGAUAUCUUUUGUCCGUCUGAAGAGGAAAAAGAAAAAGGAAAACACCAACACUUGUACUUUUUGUACAGAAUUAAAGGAAGAAAGUUAGAUGGUCUCAUUUUUCUCCUGUUCUUAAAUAAUAGAAUGAGUUCACACGGUAAUGCUCUGAAGCCAUUCAACCCUCAGCUUCUCCGUUCACCAAGGAAAUUAUGCUUCAAAAACCAUUCCAGGAUCGAUUUUGUUAUAUGUAACAAAGUGGUAGCAUGAAA